This is a messenger RNA of Lymnaea stagnalis (great pond snail), 7606 nucleotides long. NCBI's taxonomy places the organism in Eukaryota, Metazoa, Mollusca, Gastropoda, Lymnaeidae. The record is from the annotation of a GenBank genome assembly.
AUGAGUCGUGGAGAAAGAGCGAGACUUGUUUGUUCACCAGACUUCGCCUAUGGUGCAAGAGGAUACCCUGGUGCAUAUCCUUUUCAAAUUGAAGCCUAUUUACUUUUAUUUUAAAGAAUUAACUUAUAUUAUGGCUUUUAGGGUAAACAUAAUUUUAAAGAUUUUUAAACUUAGCACAUAUCUAAAGGGCCACAUGGUUUGAGUUAGAAACUUUUUAAAAAAACGUUGUGCCUGUUAAAAUGGACAAAAGCCACAAAGUAUGCCAAAUGCCCAGUCUCACACAUUUGUGUUGUGAUGUGGCUAGUAACAUGUAUAAAUAAUAGGGCAUCACUUUUGGCUGACCACAUAGCCAAUACAUGAGUUUUGAAUUCAAACAUCAACAAAUAAACCUGGGUUCGGUAAUGCUAGAACUUGGUAUUUAAUAACCACUUAUUUCUGAUAUCAGUAUGUUAACCGAAAUUGAAUUCAAACCCAUUGGUACUAUGAAGCUGAUCUAAUCUGGUCAAACCAGGAUAUGAGAUGGCAAUCUUAACUUUGUAAGUUUUUUUGCCAUUCUAAUUGACUACUUCUUCUAUAUAUUAUAAUUAAGGGGUCAUGAUCAAUUUAUUGAUCAUUCUGCCUCCUAUGCAUGUAGAGGGGAUUAGCAAUGGUUCUUUGCCUGGUGUUGAUGAGGAUAUCUCACUGGUUGCAAGGGCUAUUUAGUGAGGGUAUCAUGCACUGGGGGUUGGAAGGCCUGAGGCAAUAGACACAAAUGUGUCAAGUGUUGUUGCCUCAACUGUUCUUUUGAUUGUCUUUGGCAGGAAUGAGCAGUUCCUAUACUGGCUUCUCGCUGCUAUGAGCCGUAACUGCCUGUCAUGGCCCUCAUCACUGUCUAUGGGGGAGAGGUACAAGUUUUUGUUUAAUGCUGGAGCAGUGGACCAGACCAUUAUUUAUUUUAUACCUCAUGGAGAGUCGUUGUCAUUCCUUUAAUAGUGACCAGCCCAGUGUUUCCAGCAUGCUGCCAACACUAGAGGUGUUCCUGUAGCGGUUCAGAACAAAGCAUGCUGCCCGUCGUUGGACAGUCUCCAACCUGUCAAUGCUCUUCUGGGUAAAUGGGUCCCAAACUCAAGAUGCAUAAUCUAAAAGCGGCCGGGCAAGGCUUUAUAGGCUCUUUCUUUCACACUGGAGUUGCCGAUCUUUAGAUUACACCUUAAGAACCCCAAGGUCUUGUUUGCCUGGUGUCACACUGUAUUAAUAUGCUCGUCCCAGUGGACCUCUCUUUGAAUGGUAACACCCAGGUACCUCAUGCAGGAAACUGGCCUAAGUAUAUGGUCAUGGAGUUCGUAAUGGUAGUGUAGAGGAGUACAACUUCUAGAGACUGACAGUGUCUGGAACUUAGGGGGAUGAAAUUCCAUGUCCCAGCUCAUCUCCCACUCAGCUAGCCGAUUGAGAUCCUGAUGUAGCUGGUCUUGGUCAGAUCUGUUCAUCUGCGAAAGUCUUGCUUGGGAUGUCAGUUUCUCGGGUAGGACAUUGAUGUAUGCUAGGAACAAACAGGGGCCUAGCCCUGGGGGACCCCUGACCUAACACUGACAAAGGAGGAGCUUGUACCGUCCACCACUACUGCUGGGUAUCAGUUGCUGAGGAAGCUAGAGAUCCAUGUUUUAGUAGUGCCUUGGCUCCGAUAUCUCUGAAGUGUGUGUAAUAGCAAACUAUGAUUGACACAGUCAAAUGCCUUUGAGAAGUCCAUCACCAGCACGUCAGUUUGCUUGCUGUUCUCCAGAUUGGUCAUCAAGUCUUCUACAAAUUCAAGACGCUUGGUCUCACAUGAUCUAUUGACUUUGAAGCCAUGUUGACAGUCAUUGAGUAUAUUUUGGCUUUCAAGGUGCUUCAUGACUUCGCUUACGAUUAUGUACUCCAAUAGUUUGCAUACCACUCUGGUGAGGAAUAUUGGACGUUAGUUGGCAGGGUCAGAAUGCUCCCCUUUCUUGUAGAUUGGAAUGACAUGUGCUAUUCUCCAGGCUGUUGGAAAAUUGCCUGUGCACAGUGACGUUUGCAAGAGGAUUGUCAGUGCAGGAGCGAUUUCUUUGGCUAAUUCUUUGCGCACUCUUGGUUUGAUAUUGUCAGGACCACAUGCUUUGUAGGGGUUAAUGGUUUUGAGGAGGGCAAGCACACCCUGCCCUGAAAUCUGGAUAUCUUCCAGGACGGGGUAGGCUCUGUUCAUCAUGUUGGUCUUCAGAUGGAACUCAGCCUCCGAGUACUCUCUACCAUCACCAAAGACCAACUGGAACUGCUGAUUGAGUAUGUCAGCCUGUGCUUUUGGGUCAGAUGUCAAAUGGCCAUCCCACCUCAGGAAGGAAACUCCUGCGUUUGAGGACUUUUGGUGCUUCACAUAGCUCCAAAAGCGCUUGUUCUUGACACCCAGUACCACAGCAUGCCAGAAUUUUCAGCAUGCUGAUUGUAAUAAGCUGUGUCAAUGCUGUGACCAUGGAAUCAUUGCCCACAUUGUUCACAGGCAACGCCUCUGUCCUCCCACCAUACAGCAAGGUCACAUGUUCCGCAGAUUUAUGAUGCUUGGGAUUUGGAACAUGAGGGGGUAUGCAAGGGAGGACAGCCAGCACUCGUAGCGACGUUCGGUCAAGGGUUGGGUUCAGGAGAGUAUGAAUUUGCGAGGAGGAUGCAGGCCAGAUACAAUAGUACCAGUCUUGACGGCCUAAGGGCAGAGAUUGAGUAGAGCAAGAUCGAGAUGCUCUAUGUAAAAUGUCUACAAACACAGUGAGCAGUACCAGCUGUGCGGAAAACUGUCUUCUUACUGAAGUCUAAAUUGUCAUAAAGCGUCCAUUUCUGGUCUCUUGGCAUCACAGGUGAACAAUUUAUUUUCCAGAGCCGUUACCACAAUGGUAUAUAUGUAAUAUUGUAAUUGAACAUACCACAAGUCACUCCGGUGUGUAUCAGUCUAAGAGCACACGCAGGAAUAGAGUUAUGCUACGCUUUAAGUAAGACAGGAAGUGGUAACAAACAUGGCGCGGAAUAUCAAACCACAAAAUCACAUAAUUUGCUAAAAAUGUUGAGGACAGUCACUUUUGGCUAAUCCCUUGAUCAGCAAUGGUGACAUUUGAGUUGAUAAAUCACAGUUUGUUGAGAAUUUGGUAGACUAAUAAUGUCAUAUUCAAAGAAAUUUUCCUCAUUAAAAAACAUGUAAACGAAUCCCAUCUAACCGGACUUAAUUUCUGAUGGGAAAGAUUAUUUUAAGAGAUACAUUUUAAAUUGUAAAAAAAAUAGAAUGGUAGAAAUGCAACAACAUGGCAACAUUUUUCUAUUCCUUAAUAUUCUUACUAUUCCAAAAAAUGCCACCUUGAUUUUUGACAUUGAACUUCUAAAGAUGGAAUGAAGGAGAAACAUUGAAAGGUUGUAAAAGUGACGGUUUUGUGAAAGCUGCAUCAUCCUGUCAUCCAGCCCUCAUCAUGCUUGUCACAAAGAAGCUCUACAACUCACCCAUGUUGUGAAGUUUACACUUUCCAAAUUUUCAACCAGUUCAUAAAUCUCACCUAUUUUACUUUGUCAUUUUAUACAGCAAAGAUUUUAAAUUCAUUUGUAUUUCUAUCCAGCUUUUCAUUUUGAUUUAACUUAUGGUUUGCUAUCAGUUACCUAAAAUCACCCAUUACAGUAUUUAAUGAAUGGAAGUGUUAAUUUUUCCAAUAUCACAAUUUCUUUCCAGUUUUUAAAGUUCACAAAUUUUUUUUAUAACGACAAAGAUUGUAAAAUCUCUGCAUUGACUGCAAGAUAUUUUUUGUGCAUUAUUUGUUUUUUUAAAUGGUUUUAAAAUGACUAUAUCUGGAAGACAGAAGCUACCAUAUAUUUUUCUAAUGGAUAAUAAAGGAGAAAUAUUACAGUCUUAAAUUAUUGUACAAAUUGUAAGUUUGAACAAUUGUUUCAUAACAACUGCAAUAUUUAUGAUUCAAUCGCACCAAAAUAAGCCCAAAGUUUGGAUGUAAUGAAAAUAAAUGAUGUUUAUUUGGUAUAAAAUGAAUCUGCAACAUAGAUCACAUUUUGUGCUUCAAACUGUUUUGUCAAGUAUUUGGGUGACUAAAAACUUGUUAAACAUUUCCCUAAAGUUAAGUUAUAAGUAACAUUAAAGUAUGGGUUUAAAAAAAUCUUUAAAAUCCUUGAAAAAAAACACAAGUAGUGUAUGGUCAAUUAACAUUGACGUAAAAUUAAUACAUUUCUUCUGUUUUUAAAGUUUAUUUGAUAGAGCUUGCAUGCCUUAGGCACAAUUGCAAAAGCAAGUGUCUAGACAUAGAAGUUUUAGAAUCUUUGACAGUGUUGCAAUUCACAAACUUUUUAUUUUUCCUUUGAAGUUUUAAUAAAGAAAUAUUGUAUUUUGAAACCAUGCAUUACUUAAUUGACUGAAUUUAAAAAAAAAAUGAGGUGUAGAAUUAGAAUGGGGACACAUAUUCAUUUGGCUCAGCAGACAGUAAACUUGUACCUGUACCGUUCUUGUAAUAUUAUAGCUUAAAGAGUAGAGACUUCAUGGGUGGUUGUUUUACAGGGGCUUUGUUUUCUAGCUUUAAUAUGUUAUAAUAACUGUACAGUUUGUUGCUUCUGUUAAUAUUUAUGAGCUUUCUCUUUUUUUUCCCUUUAUCUUGUUGUAUACAUAUACAUUUAUUUACAUAAUGAAGAAGUAAUUUACUAACUGUCAAUACCAUAAUCAAAUAAUGUCGUUUUCCUUGACAGAGAGGAUCAUGUAUUUCAAACAUGUGUUUUCAACACAGAAUUAUUUUUUUUUACAGAAAUGUGGCUUUGAUGUUGAAUAAUACAAUUUAAUCAGAUGUUUUCCAUCAUUUUAUAGCAGUAUCAAUUUACCUUUUUUGUUCUGUUUAACAGAGAUAAAUGUGACAUUUUCUAAGCAAGAAGCUAAGUUGAGUUUAUUAAUUUGAGGCAUAUUCUUUUGAUGUCAUUCCAUUGUUUAAAACCAUAGUCCCUUUAUAUAUUCUUAAGAAUACAAAGGGAGGCAAUGGAUUCUACAAACCAAUUGUUGUGAUAACUUAUUUUUAAAUAAUUUGAUUUCUUAUACUAGUUUUCACAGGACAGUGUUCAGCCAUUACCUAACUAUAUGUUAGGUUAGAUAAAUUAAUCUUUUUGUCCAAAAUUUAUGUUGAAAUUAUGUAUUAAUGCAUAAAAUUCUGUGCCAUGCAUUGCGACAUUAGAAGAAAACUAAUACAAAGUGUAAUUUUGGGUUUUUUGGAUUCUAUGUAUUAACUAAUUUUAAGGUGACUUUUUUAAAAAUUAAGUUACUUGAUUAAUCUUUUGUUUUUUUAUGUAAAAAAAACAGCAAAAUACUUUUUUGCCUUUGAAACUAUUGAAGUGACUAACAUAAUUUGUGGAAGCUUUACAAUAUUUUAAUCUUUAUUUGAAAGUAGAAUUUUUUUUUUUUUUCACAUUGUGUUGCUUAUUAAUUUAGAUAGCAUUGCUUAUACUAACAUGGAUAUUUGAUAUGAUCAUUUUUUUUGUGUGAGCCCUUUGGCUUUUGGUUAUGGAGCUAACACCGGGUCAGUGCUAGCAUAUCCUCUAAGUAAGUAGAUUAUUAAAAACUUUAAACAAUUUUAGGGGCUCAUUAGGAGGAAGUAUAUAGAGGUUUGAUCUUAAAACUGCAAACUCAUUGUUCCUAAUAUUAUAUAUAUAUAAACACAACUCUUUGGUACUAAGGUCUUGAUGAAAAUAUGGUUAAUGUGAUGCAAUGUGUGCAAUUUUAUGUAGAGAUUGCUUUUCUGUUGGCUUGAAUAUAGAAAGUAAACUGCAGUGAAACAGAUUUUGAGGAAAGCUAACUUAUUAACAUUGUAUUAAGAUGUUAUCAGCAAUAGUUCAGAUUGUCAGGGGCUACUUGUGAUAAUUUUUUAAUACAUUAAUUUUAAUUUAAAAAAAGAAAACAAAAUGAAGGCUGAAUAUAUCUUGGUACUUUUAAGUAAUAAAAUUUUUUGCGUCGGUCUUAAACAACUACACGGUCCCCCCGGGGUAGUAAGGGGGGACUUUAGAGACGUUAAAUAUCCACCCCAACCCCUUAGAAAGCCCGGCCCUGUUGCUGCGUGAGUAGCGAUCUGGCUGGCCAGGUGUUUCUUCUCUGGGGCUGCCACACUCAGCGGCCAAUCGAGUGGAGGUCGGGUGUGGCAGUCUUAGGGGCGGAGUAAAGACCACUGGGGGAGUGGUUGAUGGCCGAUUUGGUUGGCGGGGUGGUGCGUUGGGGAGGACCAUAUGAGCCUACAAGGGCUCGGUGUUCGCUGAUUUUCUUAAGUUAGUUAGUAAUAAAAUUUAGAAUCUAAAUUAACAGUUAGUCUAAAAUUUAACAUUUUAGCUAUGUCUUAAAAUAGGAAUUUAAUUUUUUUAAAUACAAAAUUGUCUAUUUCAUGUGAUAAAAAAAAGUUGCCUUUGGUCUCUGUUUAUGAUAUGAAAAUAUGACACAAAAAUGAAAUUUAAUCAAGAAUAAUUGAGUUUCUAAAUAAAAUGUAUACUUUCUCAUAAAAUUUAGGAGGCUAUAGGAAACCUUGUAUCAUGUUUUAACCAAAACAAAAAUAUUCCAAUUCCAGUAAGUUAUUGUUUCCACAAAUAAAUGUCAAAUUCAUUUUUUUUAAAUGACAAUAUUUAAUUUGCAUUAACAGAGCUUUUCAAAAUUUAAUCCUAGAACAGGUUUAUUGUUUUUUUACUUUUUUAAAACAGAAAAAAAAUUAUAUUCAGUUAAGAUCUUAGUGUGUGCUUUAAUUGUAUAUUAAUUUAUCCAUUCGACUCAACAAAGAUGUAAGUUGUUUGAAUCAAAUUCCUGCAUAGUUCUCUUUGUUUCAUUUUCUGUAAAUAUUGGGCUUCAAAGGAAAGUUGUCCGAAGGGAACAAAAGAAAAAUGUUUAGAAACUCAUCUCCACUUUUAUAUGAUUAAUCCUAUUACAUGAAACAAGUUCAGUUUUUAUCAAGUUAACUGGUUUUUCUGUGACAGUAUUUUGGCUAAUCCAUAAUUUGCUUUUAUUUUAACCUAUAGAUUGCUUUUAUUUGUUUGGUUAUUAAUACUUUUUAAAAACCCAAUCUAUUUCUCAUGAUUAAAAAGAAAUAUUUAUCCGACAUGCAUUGAAAUCCCGGCCUAAGGAUUCAUCCAAUAAUCUUAAGAUAAAAAAUAUUUUUGAAUUUUAAAGACCUUGUUUCUUCAAAAAAUACUCUGCUGGCUUCAUUUCCACUUCCACCAUGUUACAAACGAAAAAGGAUUUCAAUAAUUUUUUUUCUUUUAGAAACUUAAAAUAUAAUGUGAUACAAAAACUGUGCUACAUCAUUCACUUAAUUUUGGAAUUCAAAUAUAUAUUUCCCACAUUUAGCGAACUGUCUAAGCCUAAUACACUUCAUAUGAUAUCUAUUAUGUUUAUAUAAUUGUGUAUUGAUCUAUUAUUCCAUAAAUGCAUUUGUUAAAGUGAUGUGCCUGUGUGUCUUGAAUAAUUAUAAAUGGUUACAAAUGAUUAUUUUUAAAUUAUUAUUAUUAUAAUUUUUUGUGUGGUCAUUUGAAAUGAAUGAUUGACCAUUUCUGUAAAGUUCUUAUACUUGAUGGAAGAUAACUACACUACCCUUGUAAUUGAGAAAGUAAAUUGUUAAUACAAGGA